AUGGAAGGGGGCUUCACUGGAAAAGAGGCUUACAGGCAGCAUUUUGAUCCAAAGGGCUAUUUCGAUAUCUACAUAUCUUGUGAGUCUGUCAACUCUUCCGUUUGCGAUCCAAUGUGUGCGGUCCUCCAGGAAAAGCUCCACAAGACCUUCUUUGUGGACGGCAUCCAAGGAGACACCCUGAUUGACAUCGGCAGCGGUCCCUCCAUCUACCAACUGCUCUCUGCAUGUGAGUCCUUCAGGGAGAUCAUCACCACUGAUUUACUCGAGCAGAACCAGGCGGAGAUACAGAAGUGGCUGAAGAAGGACCCGGAAGCCCUCGACUGGACCCCCAUGGUGAAAUACGUCUGCCAGCUGGAGGGGGACAGGGAGAAGUGGAAGGAAAAGGAGGAGAAACUCAGGAGGACCAUCAAGCAAGUCCUGCCAUGCGACGUGACCCUGGCCAAUCCCUUGGAUCCUUUGGUGCUCCCGCCAGUCGACUGCGUCAUCUCCACUUUCUGCCUGGAAUCGGCUUGCAAUGAUCUUCCUGCUUACUGUUCAGCUGUGAAGAAUGUGGGCUCCUUGGUCAAACCUGGGGGCCACCUCAUCUUUGCAACAAUUAUAGAGGAAACCUACUACAUAGUUGGCCCACAUAAGUUCUGUUGCCUUUACCUGACGCCAGAAAUGGUCAGAGAUGCUGUGAAAGGGGCCGGCUUUGAAGUCCUGUGGUCUCAGGGCCUUGGGUUGACCUCUCUCUUGUCGGUGUGUGAUGCCAAAGACACACUUUUCCUAGUAGCCAAGAAACCUAGCGAAUCCCAGUGA
Anolis sagrei ordinatus is the source of this 798-nucleotide messenger RNA. NCBI's taxonomy places the organism in Eukaryota, Metazoa, Chordata, Lepidosauria, Squamata, Anolidae. The record is from RefSeq and is a predicted model, not a curated record.